Dreissena polymorpha is the source of this 480-nucleotide messenger RNA. RefSeq lists its product as uncharacterized. The record is from RefSeq and is a predicted model, not a curated record. Bases 60 to 395 code for a protein of 111 amino acids. Lineage: Eukaryota; Metazoa; Mollusca; Bivalvia; Myida; Dreissenidae. The transcript is spliced from 3 exons.
CCGUUUAUAUCCGUGUUGACGCGCAUGCGCAAAGAACGCUAUAAAAUUGUGAAGGUCGUAUGGAAAUUCGGAUUCUUGCCAAGACAUUACCAGUUUCAGCCAUGAAAAUUGUAGUGUGCUUUUUUGCCUUAGCAAUUGCGUACGCAUGCGCAGCACGGUGUAAGCAAACGUCAGACUGUGACCCAACUGUGACGGCAUGCAGAAAUAACACCAUCCUGCAUUGUCUUGACUUCCAGUGUGUGUGCGAUUCUCUGGCUGGCGUUGAGGCGCACGAAUGCACAGUCAACUCUGACUGCCACGACCACAUCCACGACGGGGUGUUUCACCACUGUGCACACAACGGCUGGCAGUGCAUAAACUAUGACUGCCAAUGUACAAGCGGGCAUGGAAAGUAAUUCGGCGGCCGUAAACACUUUUCUCAUAAUUAGACAUGUUUUGUUUCGAAAAAAUAAAAUUAUAAAGUUAAUGUCAAGCGCGUGA